Neolamprologus brichardi is the source of this 3297-nucleotide messenger RNA. It is a transcript of the gene kctd17, whose product is annotated as potassium channel tetramerization domain containing 17. Lineage: Eukaryota; Metazoa; Chordata; Actinopteri; Cichliformes; Cichlidae. Gene Ontology annotation, molecular function: cullin family protein binding. Gene Ontology annotation, cellular component: cytoplasm; Cul3-RING ubiquitin ligase complex. The record is from RefSeq and is a predicted model, not a curated record. Gene Ontology annotation, biological process: protein homooligomerization; proteasome-mediated ubiquitin-dependent protein catabolic process.
CAUGUUCGGUUGGAUAGCUGAGAGAAAAAGCCGAGGCGACAGUCCGGGGUCCACCGCGCUCGUAUCUGGUCUGUGUCCAACUGCUUUUUUUCCUAAAUGGCAACGACGGCAGAGGACCAGCGGGAACCGGCGGACGCCGCUGCACUGUCGACACACCACGGCUGCCACCACCACAACAACAGCAACAACAAUAACAACAACAACAAUAACAACAAAGACAGCGAGGCGGGAGAGAGCGCGACCUCUGCCACCGCCAACUCGACAGAAUCCGGCGGGACGGCGUCGCAGAGCAUCGGUAACGGCUCGGUUAUCAACCCUAACGGGGGGAACAACGGGAAGUGGGUUCGGCUCAACGUUGGCGGCACGGUGUUCCUCACGACGCGGCAGACGCUCCUCAAGGAGCAAACUUCGUUCCUGUACCGGCUGUGCCAGCAGCAGGACCUGCAUUCGGACACGGAUGAGACUGGAGCUUAUGUAAUUGAUAGGGAUCCUACCUACUUUGGCCCCAUCCUCAACUACUUGCGGCAUGGCAAACUGGUCUACAACAAGGAGCUCGCUGAAGAAGGUGUCCUGGAGGAGGCCGAAUUUUACAACAUCACCCCGCUCAUCAAACUGAUUAAAGAGAGGAUCGUAGAGAGAGACUCCAAAGCCACACAGCAGGUGCCCCCCAAGCAUGUCUACCGAGUUUUGCAGUGCCAGGAGGAGGAGCUGACCCAGAUGGUCUCCACGAUGUCGGACGGCUGGAAGUUUGAGCAGGUCAGCGUGCGCGCCUGCAGAAAGCCCCGCACCGGACUGCUCUGGACUAUGGUAAACAUCGGCUCGUCGUACAGCUAUGGAACAGAGGAUCAGGCUGAAUUCCUGUGCGUCGUAUCAAAGGAGCUCCACACGGCCGGAUCUGGGCUGGGAACAGAGCAGAGUCACAAAACCAAGCUUUUUCAAAUCCACGGGUCCCGGAUGUAGAAAUCACGAGAAUUUAUUUUUCCUAUGCUUGUCAUGUUCUGUACAUGGCAUUUGUGUGUUUUUGUCCGUGGACAGUCAUCGCAAUACGUAGCAUUGUUGCCACUUCAUUGACAAAAUGCUGGUUAGUAUUAGCAAACGUCCAAAAAUGUCUAAUAUCACUGUAAACGCAAUGGAGCAAUACCAUCUUAAAAAAAAGAAAAAAGUGAAAUCACCUUAAUUUACAGACAUGCUCAUGUGUUGUGUCUGUGCAAAUGUUAUAUUGCCAAGGGCAGUAGUGCAGCUUAGUAAAUCAUGACCAAAGAGCCAUAUUAGAUCUGGCUGAACCAAGGUGCUGAUUCUUAAUAUGACAGGAGAGAAUUGGCGUCGUCUUGGUUAACCUGUGAGGAGCUGUCCCAUCUGUGCUGCACAGGAUUUGCAUCAUUAUAUUUCCUAAUGAAGCAGCUAUCCCAGUGAUUUAUGCAAUUGUUGCCCAGUCUUUGACCACCGACUCUGCUGAAGUCCUGACAGUAUUUCAUAGUUGGGUACGAGGUUUUCUCAUGACAAAAAAAUCACAUCGGUUGUGAAGAAAACCUGCCAGCAGCUGCUGGACCCCACAGAGCAAAAGUGUGUUAAAUCACCCAUAUCAGCCUUAUUUAGAGAUGACUUCAAGCGUACUCAAGUAAUUAAAUCUUCACGAGCUCAACUCAAAGUCCACUAAUUUGUUGCUCUCAGUCAUUCAGGAGGGUGUGUGUUUGUGUGUUAGCAUAGCCACUUCUUGGUUUGGACUGUGUAACUGAAGUAGGUCAAAAAUGUGCUUGUGGGGACAAUUUUACACUUUCUGGACAUUACAAAGGUGCACACGCUGCACUGGUGAAAACACAAACUGCUCUACAUUGUCGCCCACAGACACACACACACACACAUGCGCGCGUAUACACAUAUAUCCCUUGUUUGUGCUGAUGCAUACCUGCAUCACCUUGGACAACAGCAGUGUUGCUUCGGUCUGUUGCCAUGGCUGGGAUCCAGUUCCUGCUUUGGCCUCAACAGACUUAGAGACGUUGGUGUAGUCAGGAAAGGCUUAAAAAGCAGGCAUGGAGGAGGAAGGGGGCAAGGAUGAGUCUGGUGUACCACAGCUUUGUAAUAUUAGUGAUCAUAUCCUGUUUUUGUUCCAAUAAAAGCCCCACAGCAGGCAGAUCUGCUGCAGUGCAGGUGUAUGACUGAAAAUAAAAUGUCAAAGAAAGCCACGUGACUUUUAACAACCUCUGCUGUGAACAUGCAAGAACCACACCACAGAUCACAUUUGAACUCAUGCACGAGACUGUGGCCAAUUUCCUUAUAGCUCUUGGCAUCACUCUGCAAAUACACCACUCACAUUUGGUGUUUAUUAAACUUCAGGAGGUGCACUUAGUGAAUGUUAGGGUGAAACCAAAAGGGUUAUAGAUUAGUUAUAAAACAGCAGAUUUUUAAAGCAUGUAGAUAAGAAUUUAGAGUAGGUCUGCUAUAGUCCAAUAUCACGCUGUAGCUUAUAAGAAAACACUUUCUUGAACAGAUGCUAACAUUAAAAUGCAACUCAGUACUUCUUGGAUGAAUAAAUAAGUACAUUUGUGGAGUAAGUGAUGUAAGUUAUUGGUCUGUUUUCAGCCUCAAAUUAAGAUUUGGUGCGCUUCUCAGAUUUAACGCAAGCCCAGAAGGAUUAUUUCUGCCUCUGAGACUACAGCAGUCGUGUUAAGCAUCGUCUGCCUGCAGCUUUAGUCUCACCUCCUGCUGUUUAGCUCCUGCAGCACACCUACUGACCAGCAACACACAGCCAACAAGUGUGCAGGGGUCACAAAUUUGAGACAAUCGAGAAAUAAGAUCGUGGUCGGCAACCUUUUUUUUUUUUUUUUCCCCCUCUAUCUCCUAACAUUUUGAUAAUAAAAUCAAUUUAACAUAAAAAAAAUAAAUGGGAUGUAAAUACAAUAUUCCAUGUUUGUUUUCCACUUAUAGCACUGAUCAGAAAACAUAUCCUCAACCUGUGGGAUCCUCCCGAUCCCUAAUUAGGAGGAUUAGCAGAACACGGUAAAUGUUAAAUGUGUAGUUAGCCUGCAGUUACUGCGUACGAUACUCAUAACAGUGAUGUUGACAGAACAGAGAAGACCAAACGAUUUCAUUUCUUCUGCUUUUUUUUUCUCUUCUCUUUGUGGCUUUUAACUCGGAUCAUUCAGUGCCUUGAGUUCAAGCAGCAAAACAGACAUGUCAGCAUGAUCGUAGCUGUUAUUCCAUGCGUUUUUAAGUGGCUGCUUUUAAUAUUUUACAGUAGAUGGUUUACAAUCUCACUUUUUGUUUUUACUGUAAUUGUCUUCUCGUGCAUUUACUGAG